UUAGAAUGUCAUCUAGCAUUGACUUUAACUAUAAGAUUGAUUCAUAAUUAUUAUAUAAGUUUUAUAACCAACUUUUUAAAUGUCUAUAUUCACUCCAGUAAAUCAAAAUAGACUCACAAAUGUUGCAUAUGUAAGGAUGAAAAAGGGUGGUAAACAUUUUGAAAUUGCCUGCUAUAAAAAUAAAGUCCAAUCCUGGCGCAACAAAAUUGAAAAAGAUAUAGACGAAGUAUUGCAAACUCCUGUAGUUUUUGCCAAUUUAUCAAGAGGUCAAAUAGCUAAAAAGGAAGAUUUAAUAAGUGCUUUUGGAACAGAUAAUAUGAUGGAGGCAUGCUUAAAAAUAUUGGAAAAAGGUGAUUUACAAAUAUCAGAUAAAGAAAGACAAAACAAUCAACAAACAAUGUUCAAGGACAUUGCUACUAUAGUAUCCAAUAAAUGUAUCAAUCCAGAAACAAAUAAACCUUAUCCUAUUACCAUGAUUGAAAAUGCUAUGAAGGAAAUACAUUAUUCCAUUAAUCCUAAAAAGAAUAGCAAACAACAGGCCUUAGAUGUAAUCAAGAAGUUAAAAGAAACUAUCAGUAUAGAGAGGGUUCAAAUGAAAAUAAAAUUGCAAUGUUCGGCCAAAUUUUCUAAAAAAAUUAUUGAAAAAAUGUCUAUCAUUGAAAAUAGCACCACAGAAAACAAAACUAGGUUGGAUAAUGGCGAUUUAGAAUUGGUAUUGUUAAUUGACCCAGGGACUCUCCGGUCUAUUGAUGAAAUUGUUAGAAAUGAAACGAAGGGUCAAGGAAUCGUCGAAAUAAUUAGCGUAAACGAAUUAAAAGAUGAAAAUAAUUAAAUAUUUGUUGAAAUUCACACCUGAAACGAAAAUAUUAUAUAGGAUAACCCCCACUACAUAUAUACCAUAAUUAUUUUGCCUAUUAACAAACAUUAACCCCUUUUUUAUAUUGUAAUUUAUUUUAUUUUUAAACGGAAAUAUUUAUAACAUCAGAAUAUGCAAUUAUUAGAUUAUUUUGUGUAAAAAUUUAUAUAUAUAAUAUAUUCAUGUCAUGUAAGACUAUAGUUAACAAGAAUAAUAAAGA
Gordionus sp. m RMFG-2023 is the source of this 1076-nucleotide messenger RNA. Its product is annotated as ribosome maturation protein SBDS-like. NCBI's taxonomy places the organism in Eukaryota, Metazoa, Nematomorpha, Gordioida, Chordodea, Parachordodidae. The record is from RefSeq and is a predicted model, not a curated record. Gene Ontology annotation, biological process: cytosolic ribosome assembly; ribosome biogenesis. Bases 80 to 832 code for a protein of 250 amino acids. The transcript is spliced from 5 exons.